CGUGUUUUGGGUUGUUGUGUUUAGAAUUCCCCAUCUCAAAGCAUUCAUUAGCGACACGCGUAUCAGCAACCGAUCGACAGUGGGUGGAACGGGCGGAGUGCCGUUUGUAGUGGUUUUUUGUAAAACCUGAAUCGAAUCUAGUGACCGGUUCGUGGUGAAUUGUGCGCGAUAGACGAACCGGAUUGAAUCAGUAGUGCAACACGACGGCCGACUGUGUGUGGAAGGCGGAAGAAGCAUCCCCUGAUAGAGGUGCGAUAGUCAUCGGUACCAACGGGACGGCCAACGCUCGUUCGUGAAGCAACACCAUGAGCCACACUGAUAACGGCUGGAACGUAAAAAUCUACGUCGUAACAUGGAACGUCAGCACCAAGUUUCCGGAAAACAUUUCCCUUAACAAACUACUCGGCUUAGAGACGCGUCCAGAGCAGGACACCCAUCUGCCGGAUUUCUUUGUCAUCGGGCUCCAGGAGGUGAAUGCGCAGCCACAAAACACACUCUUCAACCUGUUCAAGGAUGAUUUGUGGACGCAAAAGUUCAAGGAUCUCCUGAAGGAGCGCGACUAUGUGGUCAUCAAGACGGAACAGAUGCAGGGUUUGCUGCUGUCGGUGUUCGCCCGCCGGAAACAUCUGCUGCAUCUCCGGCAGGUUGAGACAGAGUACACGCGGACCGGUCUCGGUGGAAUUUGGGGAAACAAAGGUGCGGUCAGCAUUCGAAUGAACGUUUACGGGAGCUCCAUCUGUCUGGUGAAUGCUCAUUUGGCGGCUCACGACCACAUGCUGGAGGAGCGAAUAAACGACUACGAGCGCAUCGUGCAGGAGCAAAAGUUUCACGUAAAGGCCAAGGAAGCCAUCUUCGAUCAUGACUACGUGUUCUGGUUCGGCGAUCUAAACUUCCGGUUGACCGGUGAAGCGACGACGUCGGCCGACGAAAUUCGGACCAUGGUGGCACGCGACGAGCUGAAGCAGCUGAUCGAGAAGGACCAGCUGCUGCUAGUUCGCCGUGAGGGUCGUGCGUUCCAGAAGCUACAGGAACGGCUGCCACAGUUUCCGCCAACGUUCAAGUUCGAGCACGGCACCAACGAUUAUGACAUGAAACGAAGACCCGCCUGGACGGAUCGGAUAUUGUACGCGGUGAACGAAACCAACUAUCGUAACGUGCGGCUCACGGUGGAGCAGACGUCCUACAAGAGCCAUCCGAGCUACAGUAUUAGCGACCAUAAGCCAGUUACCAGCGAGUUUACACUGAAGUGUACGCUUGCGCUUAGUAGCGAUGAGAAUGGGAAUGCGUAUCCUGUGGCUGGAACGCGGCACAAGGUGAUAAGGCGCAAGAAACGACGAUUCGCCGCGGUGUCGGCGAUCAGCAGGACAGCGCCGCCGGUGGCUUUGGUGGACACCGAAGGGGCCUCUAGGGGCGAUGCAAGGGUUCAACGGAAGUCCCAGUACAAUUCUGAGCAGUUCCGAAAGCAUUACAACAAGCGGCUAAGCUACAAGAUGGCAAUGGCUAACAAUUCUGACGUUCAUUCUUUCGACGAUAUCGUUGCGGAUCUGGUCGACGAUGGUGCCCAGGUGUACGAGGAUGCGUCCGAGCGAACGAUCACCUUCAAACCGAUCGAGCUGUGGCAUAUCGGCGAACCGAACACGAUCGAGUACGUCAUCCCGGCCGGGUUCGAUGAGAGUAACGCCGACUGGAUCGGAAUCUAUCGGGAAAACUUUACUAGUCUGAACGAGUACCUGGCGUACGAGUACACGGAAACGUACAAGGAUAAGCAGCAUCAGCUGAACGAGCAGCAAGUGCAGCACCUUCACAACACGCGCACGGUGGAGCUAACGUUCUCGGAGAACGUUAGCCUUCCGCUCGGCGAACAGUACCAGUUGCUGUACUUCCAGAGCACGGGAACACGGGGCGUUACCGGACUGGUCGGUAUCAGUAGCCCGUUCGCGGUCGAGAAACGGUGCCCUUCGCCCUCGUUCGACGAUAUCGAUUGAUCGUGGCCGAAACGCUACUAGGAUAGUCCGGGCCAUCACCACCGCCACCGCCAAAACUAACAGCCAAAGCCCGUGUUGUGGCUUCCGGGUGGUAGGCUACGCCACACUCCUUCCAAAGAAUGCCGUUGCGGGGACCUGAAAGUGUGUUCGACGCCGCCGGUCGUUCCGCUUCGCUUUUUCCUGCAGCCGACGCAAACACGAGAUGCGCAGAAAUGUUCUCUCAACAACCCUUUUGCUUCCUCCGGCGAGAGUAACAUGGGAAGACAAAUCAUCGGUUUGUGAUACGUGGUCAAUCACUAGCACUAGCGUUGCCCAAGUGGGUGUUUCAUUAGUUACGAAUACAAUCACCAGUUUCUAGACGGCGCCACAAAAGUUCCGGAUGUCUGAAUGUGCACUUCAUAGGAGAGGCCUUAUAGCUGGUAGCUUAUAGUGCAAUAGACACGCAUGUUAACACACGCAGUGCAGUUCCAUUGUUUUUGUUAUCGUUGUUGUUUUUAUUUUACCAUUGAGUUGUAUGUAAAGUAAAUGAUGCCGUGUGCUCUGGUAGUACUGCUAGCGAGACAGGAAAUGCGACCUGUGCGAAGUCCGUGGCUUAUUUUAUAAAACUCGUGUUAUUUUUUUAUUAAAGUAAGUACAGUUCUAGAUGGUGUGCCACCGUGGUUUACCUUUUGUUAUUUUGUACAGUGUCACAGUUUUGUUUUCAAGUUGCACCGUCGUGUACGUGUGCAGCCCGUUGUUGGUAUGCUUUCUUGUUUAUGCGAUUGUUGAACAACUUAUUUGCUUCCAGUUGGACAGACACACUCAGACACAGACACAUGAAAAUGCACGCCCGUACGACUACCACGGGUACGAUUUUAAGGCUAAGGAUAAUAGGCGGCGAUAACUACAGUGAAACUUUCUCUCCGCAAAGUUAAUCGUCGCCGCCUGCAAAGCAAUUUGACUUACAAAAUGGCCACCAUUUGGCCAGUUUACGAAAUCCUUUUAGAUCGAAACCGUUCCUAACGUGUCUAAAUGUUAUUGUUUUGUGCAUCUUGUUAACGGGACCGUGUUUUCUUCGCAUCGACGAUUGUGACCAAUAAAUGGAACCUUAAUGAAA
Molecule: messenger RNA, 3081 nt
Organism: Anopheles cruzii
Lineage: Eukaryota; Metazoa; Arthropoda; Insecta; Diptera; Culicidae
Product: phosphatidylinositol 4,5-bisphosphate 5-phosphatase A-like
Exons: 10
Coding region: 306-1985 (559 amino acids)
Biological process (GO): phosphatidylinositol dephosphorylation
Cellular component (GO): ruffle; plasma membrane; cytoplasm
Molecular function (GO): phosphatidylinositol-4,5-bisphosphate 5-phosphatase activity
Source: RefSeq, a predicted model, not a curated record